Glycine soja is the source of this 6468-nucleotide messenger RNA. RefSeq lists its product as uncharacterized. NCBI's taxonomy places the organism in Eukaryota, Viridiplantae, Streptophyta, Magnoliopsida, Fabales, Fabaceae. The transcript is spliced from 10 exons. Bases 657 to 5966 code for a protein of 1769 amino acids. The record is from RefSeq and is a predicted model, not a curated record.
AAACGCAUCCCGAAUUGCGAGAAACGGCCCAGCCAGCCUCGGAUCCGAAGCACCCACCUAGCCUCUCUCUCUCUCCGAACCUGCCCCUCUCUCUCUUGUUGUUCGUUGAAAAUUUUCACUCUUUUUUAUCUGUCCGAACAACAACGAAACGCACGGUCGCACGCACGCACGCGCCCCUUCCCCUCCUUCCUUGCUGCUGCUGCUGCUGAAAAGUGCAAACCCUAAACGCUCGCGUUUGGAGGAUCAGCUUCGCGCUUCAAUGGAGCCUUCUAAAUGUCACUAAUGGCUGCCCGGUAGGCCAGUAGGCUGGUACCACAGAUGUGGUAUAUUUAUCAACUGUCUUAAGGAUAGUUAGUUGCGGGAAUAGUUAAAUACUAGUGCAAUGUCAGUAUGAAAUAACAGAUUAUUUUGCAUCACUAGAAGAACAUCCAUUUCCAAAUAGAGGACAGAAGCUGUAAGUAAGGAUGUUUUAAUAAUUUCAAGGUUAAAUGGUAGUUGCUCAGAGGUGCAUUUUUGGACAGUAUCAUACAUACCUCAAGAAACUUUUCUUGAUCUUCCUGCUAUGUAGUUUGUUAAAAAUUUUAAACUUUUUCUUUUGAUCUACUAGACCUUCAUAUAAAUAGUUGUCUGCUGAAAAUUUGUGGGCUGGAUUAUCUAUGCCUGGAAACGAAGUAGGAGACAGGGUCCAUAAUUUUUUUGGUCAAGAGAACUUGUCCCAGGGACAAUAUCAUUCUCAGACGGUUGAUGGGAACUGGCCAGGACUAAGCAACAAUCUGUGGGCUGGUAGCCAGCGAUCGACUGGUGUGCCUUUUAUUUCCAAUUUGAAGAAUUUUAAUCAACAACAAUCAGAUCCUGAGCAGGGACAUGCAAGCUCUCCACGUCUGCGACAUGGUUUGAACCUAUCUCAGCCUAGUUUUAGGCCUGAGUCUGGCAGAAAUCUGCUGCCAAACCAGCAAUCAGCUGUGAAUGGCUAUAUACAGGGACAACAGGUUUUUCAGACCAGGCAGAAUGAAGCUAACAUUUUGGGAGUGGACACAGAGUCUGAUUGGAAUAGUCUGUCAAGAGGAAUACCAGUGCUGGAGUCACAAGGGAGUGGUCUUGAACUCUACAAGAAAAACUUGGCUAGGAAUGAUGCUGCUGAAUCUCCAGUCAAUUUUGAUUUUUUUGGAGGUCAUCAGCAAAUAGGUGGACGGCAUGGUGGAAUGCUUCAACCUUUACCUAGACAGCAGUCAGGCAUAAAUGAAAUGCAUCUAUUAAAGCAGCAAGCAGUACUUAACCAGAUGCAAGAACUUCAGAGGCAGCAACAAUUUCAUCACUUAGAAGCGAAGCAACAGAAUUCUAUUGCUCCAACUUCCUCCAUUUCAAAACAGGCAGUUGCAAGCCAUUCUGCAUCUCUCAUCAGUGGCAUUCCCAUUAAUGAGGUAUCUAACAUUAUAUGGCAGCCUGAAGUUAUGCCAACUAAUGCUAAUUGGCUUCAGCAUGGUGCCUCUCCAGUUCUGCAUGGGUCCUCUAAUGGACUUAUGUUAUCCCCUGAACAAGGACAGGCAUUGCGUCUUAUGGGUUUGGUUCCUAAUCAGGGUGAUCAGUCUCUUUAUGGGGUUCCAAUUUCUGGUUCAAGAGGCACACCUAAUCUGUAUAAUGUUCAAGCAGAUAAGCCUGCAGUGCCUCAGGUUUCUAUCCCACACCAGUAUUCUCAUGUUCAUGGGAACAAACCUGCACUGCAGCACAUAUCAGCUGGUGAUAAUUCAUUUUCUCCUCAUCAAUAUACUGCAUUUCCAGACCAACUUAACACAAAUGAUGGGACUUCAGUUUCAAGGCAGAAUGUUCAAGGGAAAAAUAUGUUUGGUUCUACUGCUCACAGUAUAAAUAAUGGACUGAAUAUGGAGAACUUGCAGCAAAUGAAUUCUGAGCAAAGAAUUGCACCAAUGCAAGAUUUUCACGGGAGGCAAGAACUAGCUGGAUCUUUAGAGAUGUCCCAGGACAAGAUGCUUGUGCAGGCUCCUCCUUCACAGAACAUGGCUACCUUAGAUCCUACUGAAGAGAAGAUUUUGUUUGGUUCAGAUGACAGCUUGUGGGAUGGGUUUGGCAGUAAUUUGGGUGGUUUCAGUAUGCUGGAUGGUACAGAUAGUUUUAGUGGGAUUCCAUCUAUUCAGAGUGGGAGUUGGAGUGCACUUAUGCAGUCUGCUGUAGCAGAAACUUCUAGUAGUGACAUAGGCAAACAAGAGGAGUUGAGUGGUCUAAGUUUCCGGAAUUUGGGACAGUCGUCUGGAAAUGAACAGCCUUCAACUAUUGAUAGCAGCAAACAACAAUCUAUUUGGACUGACAGUAACUUGCAAUCAGCAUCCAAUAUAAAUUCAAGACUUUUUCUUUGGCCUGAUGGUGUUAGUAGGCCAAAUGCCUCUGAAAAUUAUUCUGGUGUUUCUGGGUUUCAUCAGUCAGGUCCUGAUACUUUGCAUGAACAGCAUAACAGGUUACUGAACAAUUCUCAGAGAUCAAUUCCACAGUUUUUAGAAAGAGGCAAAUGGUUAGAUUGCAGUCCUCAGCAAAAACAACUUGCCGAAGGGGGUCACAUAUUUGGAAAUGCUGCUAACUCUUCAGGUAUAGAAAAAAACCAGCAGACCAUAUUGUCAUGUAAUAGUAGUGGUGAUCCUUUCAAUAAAUCUAAUGGAUGGGAUAUUAUGAAAUUGCCAUUUGAUAGAAGUUCAAAUUUCAAAACCCAUGAAAGUGAAAACUUAUCGCAGCCCCAUCACGAGAAAGCUAUGUGUGAGGAGAUGGGCCAGAUUCCUGCUAUGUGGGAACCUGAUUCUGAUACUAAUUCAUCUGUUGGAAUGGAACAUGUGAAGUCUGCAGGUAAUAUGCAGGUUUGUGGGGAAGAUUCUGGUACAAAUGGUAUUGCUACAUUGCCAAAUUCAGGCACUGCAUGGUUCAGCCAGCAAAGCAGCAAGCAGCUCCCUAAUUUUGAUGUAUGGAGGGAUGCAGAGUCAGCAGGAAGCUAUAGAAGAAAUGAAGUUCCAGGAAAGUAUAAGCAUCAUAUGGAGAAGAACCCCUUAGUUUUGGAAUCAUCAAAGGAUGGAAAUGUAGAAGGUGCGGCGCAUGAUUUGGAGAAUUCUAACAAAAAGGAAAAAUCUGCAGAUAGUCUUGGCUCUAAUCCUUCCAAUCCUAGAGCUGGUGGUAUGAGAGAAAAUAGUAGUUUUGAUGGCAAUGAUUUGCAUAGUCCAAAGUUAUCUGGUCAGGGAAAUCGAAGACCUCCUGUUUCUCGUAAAUUUCAGUAUCACCCAAUGGGGGAUCUGGGUGUUGAAGUGGAACCUUAUGGAAUUGGAAACAAACAUGUCAAAAAUUCACAGCCUAUGCCCCAUCAACCCUUGGGAGGACAGUCAAAGUAUGGUCAUUCUGACAGGAAAUAUAAUGAAAUGAAUAAGGGUGACUCAAAAAGCUUAGAAAACAAUGCUUUGAAAAGCAUACACCCUGGUCAAAUGUCAAAAAAAUUAACCUCAUUUGACAGAAGUGUUGGGAAUUAUGCCUCACAGAAGACUGCAUCAUCCAGGGUGCCUGAAACUGAGUCUUCUGAUGGAUCUGGUGCACAUCCUCCGGAAAAUCAAAGUUUUUUCUCUCAGGGCAUUGGUUUACAAUUGGCUCCCCCUACUCAAAGGCUUCCUGUGGUAUCUUCUUAUGGCUCAUCAGAGACAGAUCAUACUACACCUCAUGUGUCUGAGACAAGGGAUAAGGACCAUACAUGGUUGGGUACUAAUCAGACCUUUCCAUCUCUAGAUCCAUCCCAUGGGGAGCUUAGGAGUAAUAUUUCUAGCACAGCAGGACAAAUUUUUGAUAAGGCAUCACAAUACGGUAUGCUGGGAAACAUUCCACAGGCUUUUACAUCUGGUUUUCCUUUCUCCAGGAUCCAUACUCAGAAUCAGAAUUUGGCAAGUCUUGGUGGACAAGUAGCAAAUACUCAAUCUGCUAAUGUAACUUUCACUGCUUCCACGAAUCAGACUGAUGAAUACUGUGAAAAAGCUCCAACUAGUCAAUCUGAAUUGGCUUCUGCUCAGGACAUGUCCCAGCUGAGUGCUAUAGACGAAGAUUGUCUGAGAGAUCCGGCCAUCCAAAUUUUGACAGCAGAGACUGGCACUCAGCCUUCUGUUACUUUCAGUGCAUCUCUACAUGGCACCCCUUCAAAAGUUACGCACAAUGUAUGGACCAGUUUUUCUAGCAAGCAACAUCCUAAUGCUUCAAGGUUUCUAUCCCAGCCCCAACAAAUUAAUGAUUGUGAAAUGAUCUCCAGCUCACAGAAGCCAGGUGAUGAGGGUUUGGAGAAAGAUGGUAAUGACCAUUCUGGUACUGGCCCUUGUUCUGCUUACUCCAAUAAUUCUGUGGGAAACUCGCUUAAAGAAAUCUCUGUGCUGCAGACAUUGCCUGAGAGUGUUGUUGCUUCUGAACAGGCUGCAUGUUCAUCACAUUUGAAAGAAACUGUUGGAAAACCUACUCUUGAUGCAUCUCAACCCAGCCCAACUGCUACUCCCAGAGAUAUUGAGGCUUUUGGCCGAUCUCUAAGACCAAACAUUGUUUUGAAUCAUAAUUUCUCCUUGUUGGAUCAAGUUCAAUCUGCAAGAAACAUGGAGACUGAUCCUAGUAAUCGGGAUGUCAAGAGAUUGAAAGUUUCUGAUAAUAUGGUGGUGGACAAACAGCUGGUAGAUUCCAACCAUGGGCAACAGUUGUCAUAUGGGUAUGAUAAUGUGGUCAAAGAUGGGUGGUCAGGUAAUAAUUCCAUGCCAUCAUCAGAUCCUAAUAUGCUAAGCUUUUCAACAAAGCCACUUGAUGGACAGUACACAAAUGCAUCUUCUCAAGAGGAGGUUGGUUAUGGUAAAAAAAUUGCUCUUAAUGUUGCUGACAGUAACAAAGCAGCCUCUGUUAAAAGUGAUUAUUCUCUGGUAAAUCCUCAAAUGGCACCAUCAUGGUUUGAGCGAUAUGGAACUUUUAAAAAUGGUAAGAUGUUGCCAAUGUACAAUGCACAGAAGAUGACUGCUGCUAAGAUAAUGGACCAGCCUUUCAUUGUAGCAAACCAAUCAGAUAGUUUGCGCUUUCAUAAUUCAGUAGAGCAAAUUCAGAGUGUCAGUGAUGCUCAGCUAAGUAAUGCUAGUGAAAGUCCAAUGCCUGCUUUAGCUGCAAAUAAGCAUGCAGACUCUCAGUUAUCGACACCUGCUGUUGAACCUGACUUACUUAUUAUGAGACCGAAGAAGCGAAAAAGUGCCACAUCUGAACUCAUACCAUGGCAUAAAGAACUGUUACAGGGUUCUGAAAGGCUUCGAGAUAUCAGGUGUGUGGCAGAAUUAGACUGGGCUCAAAGUGCAAGCAGAUUGAUUGAAAAGGUUGAAGACAGUGUGGAGGUAGUUGAAGAUUUGCCAGCAGUGGUGAAGUCAAAAAGAAGACUUGUCUUGACUACACAGCUUUUGCAGCAACUACUUAGCCCUCCUCCAGCUGCAGUUCUUGUAGCAGAUGUGAAGUUGCAUCAUGAGAGUGUGGUCUACUCUGUUGCCAGAUUAGCAUUAGGAGAAGCAUGCAGUUCAAUCUCAUGGUCCAGAUGUGAUACACUUUUGCCUCCUGGCAACAAGAACCUUGAUAUGUUCUGUAGGCUGCCAGAGAAGUGCAAAUCAUCCGAUAAAAUUGAUCAUUACAUUUUGAAAGUUACGGACUUUGUUGAUAGAGCAAGGAAAUUGGAAGAUGAUAUAUUGAGAUUAAAUAGCAAAGCCUCAAUUUUGGACUUGAGAGUGGAAUGUCAGGAUUUGGAAAGAUAUUCUGUCAUCAAUCGAUUUGCCAAGUUCCAUGGACGGGGACAAAAUGAUGGGGCAGAGACCUCAUCAUCUUCUGAUGCAAAUAAUAAUGCUCAAAAAUCGUUCCCCCUAAAAUAUGUUACUGCAGUUCCAUUGCCUAGGAAUCUCCCAGACAGGGUACAAUGUCUUUCACUUGGAUAAAUUAAUUAAUUCAUUUUUCUCUCUUUUUUUAUCAAUUGACUCCACAACCUCCAGUUUCUGGUCCUUUUCUAUCAACUUUUAUUAUUGCUCUUCAUCGCCAUAGAACCAUACAACUGGCAAUGUACGAGAAGAAUGGUACUAGAUUGCCUCUCCAAUCACCGGAGGCUGUAGAUCUUUGCAAUCUAUAUAUGUAUGUAUGUGUAGAUCUUUUCAAUCUAGUUAUCUUUUACUUUUGAUUUUCAGGUUCCAAGCCAUUUGUAUAUAGCAAAAUUAUAUAUGCAGUCUAUUAAAGUUUAACCAUACCAUUUGGCUUGGUUUUGUCUGAUUAAGCCUAGGUUCCUUCACUAAUCAUUUUGUCUCAAUAUCAAAUCAUUUUCUGUAUGCUUUCCUGUGUAAUCCUUCCCAUUGUAAAACCCCUUUGGCAGGGGAUCUUAUGAAGCAUUGCCAUCAGUAAGUGUAAGGACCUCUAAAAUAGUGGACUUGGUUUACUUUUGGCAUUUAA